Messenger RNA from Mesorhabditis spiculigera, 1566 nucleotides. The record is from the annotation of a GenBank genome assembly. Lineage: Eukaryota; Metazoa; Nematoda; Chromadorea; Rhabditida; Rhabditidae.
AUGAGCCAAAGAUGUGUGCCGAUACUCCUCCUCAACAUGGGUUCGGAGAUGAUCUAUAUUCUGGAGCAACGAUUGAAAACACUUCAGAAUGUUGGAAUGGAAAAGAGCAACAAGGUCCUCCAGGACAUCACAUUCACCAUGCUGAACGCAAAAUUUUUGGACGAACUUUUCAAGGCACAGGAUUUGCAUUCACGGAAGACGAUGCGGCAUUUCUUUGAAAAAUUGGCACAUUCGAGCAUAAUGAGGCUUAACGAAUCGAGUAUGGAUAAGCUGUAUGAUUUGAUAACGAUGACGGUGAAGUAUCAAAUACAAACGAUCGCGAUGCCAGAACAAGUCUUAACUGUCACUAUAAACCAUCUGGAUGGUUUGCGUGAUUUGAUGCCAAACGAUAAGGAAUUGAUGCCACUACUUGACAAUGCGCACGCUAUGCUGAUGUCGACCUAUCGAAACUGUCACCCAUGGGAAUUCCAGAUGAUCAGAUGUUGUCUGCUUACGUUUUUCCAGGAAACACGCGUAAAAGUAUCGAUACUACUGCGCGAGAAGAAGCAGCUUGAAUCGGGACAUUUCGUGCUGAACACGAGUGGUGAUGGUCAGAUUGAUAUUGCAAAGGACACAGAGCCGCCUGGUACAAUCAGAUAUUAUGAAAACGGGGCAAUGGUGCGUGUAACGAGGUUCCCGGCUCCAGACAAUUACAAUGUACUCCCAGAAAAGGAAAAUUAUACUUUGGGUGAGAUGGCGUCCCGAAGCACAUUACUUGGAUUGAAUAUGUAUCGAGGAGGAGGUAAUGCUAUUGAGGUAAAAGGUGGCGGCACAUUGAGCAGCAAACAACCUGCCGCAAGUGAAGUUCUACCCGAUGGAGGGGAUUUGAAGUUACUUAUGGAUAUGUUAGGGCCAAGAGAUGGAAAGAAAUCGAGCCCUGGAGAUUUUGAUCUUUCCCUAUUCUCCGACCAAGCCGAAGAAAGUAAAUUUAUCAAAGAAAGCGAACAAAACGUCAAGCGAAUAAAUGCCGCCCUAGGCAGGAAGAGCUUGAAGCAAACGAUGCAGGAGAUGGAAGUGAAAGAUGCGCCCGCAGAAAACUCGAAGAAAAAGAAAACACGAGGGCAAGAGAUGGCUGAGAUGUUGGAUGAAGUGGCUAGCCGUCCAGAAACCGCUAAAAAACGUUCAAGCAGCACAAAGGCGCCCAAGGAAAGAUCAGUGUCUGCAGCAAGAGAAAGACCUGCAUCGGCCGCCAGAGCUUCGCGAGGAAAUACAGCUGAAAAUCCGGGAUCUCGGCCAAUAACUUCUUCGAAACCUGGCACUGCCUCUGGAAGGCCAUCUUCAAAGGGUGGAACAGCUGAUCGACCAGCAUCAAAAGGAGCCGAUCGCCCAUCGUCGAAAGCUGGAACAACUGCAAAAAACGCAGGAGCCUCACGUCCUACAACUCCAUCAAAGCCAACCCCUGCUUCUAGGGCAACAACACCAGCUAGGGGCCGUGAACCAUCGACUAAAGGUCCCGACAACUACCAGCAAACCCGUUGCUCCUGCCUAGACCUCAGGCGUCAGCUGUCCUGGAUUCGCCGGCAGAUA